GAUGAACACGGCUCUCCAGUCUCCACUUGAGUUUCAGAGCAAAGGCAUAGGGAAGGGAAGGGAGCUGUGGCUCUUUUCCCACUCGAAUUGAACAAUAUAACGUAACUAAUCCUUGGAUAUCCACCCAAACUCCAGUGGAUCCUGUUGUCUGGGGCGGCUUACGAUUUCCUGCAGAUGUAAGAAAACCAGAAAAAGGAAACGAAAAGGAGCGAGAAAAUUGAGGAAAUACCGGUGCUUUGUGCACUCCUCUGUGCCCGUACAGAAGAGAAGGGGACGAGCCGAUGAAGGGCAGACCCGGCCCCCUAUCAGCGUAGCAUAGAGAGAGAGAGAGAGAGAGAGAGAGAAGGGCGAUGGCGGUGGAUCUGGCGCCGGGAUUGUCCCGGAAGCUGAAGAAGGUGCUGGAAUGCCGGACUGACUCGCCGGAGGUGGCAGCGUCGCUCGCCACCCUCGACACCUUCUAUACCACCAACACCCCGCACGACCGCAGGCACCUCAGAUCCACCAUCGAGAAGCGCUCCCUUUCCAUCAACCAGGAGUUUCUUCUCGCUGCGUCCCCCGCAUUAGAGGCACUGGAUCGUGUGGAGGAAGACGUUAACGGAUUGGCCGAAUGUUGCGAUAAGAUCGCAAAGGCGUUGAGCAACUGUAACAUAAUAACCGGAGAUAUUAUUAGUACCACUGAGAGACUUGAGCAGGAGCUUGAGAGUACCACUCAAAGGCAGGAGAUAGUUUCUUGUUUUCUUCGUGAUUAUCAGCUUUCCAAUGAGGAGAUAAUUGCAUUAAGGGAGGAAAAUUUGAAUGAGAAUUUCUUCAAAGCACUUUCUCGUGUUCAGGAGAUCCAUACCAACUGCAAGAUACUGCUUAGAACACAUCAUCAGCGUGCAGGUUUGGAGUUGAUGGAUAUGAUGGCUGUUUACCAGGAAGGUGCUUAUGAGCGUUUGUGCAGGUGGGUGCAAGCCGAAUGCAGGAAAUUGGGUGACAGUGACAACACUGAAGUUAGCGAUCUUUUAAAGAAAGCUGUUCGUUGUUUGAAGGAGAGACCUGUUCUUUUCAAAUACUGUGCUGAAGAGGUGGCAAAUAUGAGGCAUAAUGCACUAUUUAGACGGUUCAUAAGUGCUUUGACUCGGGGUGGACCUGGUGGACUGCCUAGGCCUAUUGAAGUGCAUGCUCAUGAUCCUUUGCGUUAUGUAGGAGACAUGUUGGGAUGGCUGCACCAGGCUCUAGCUUCAGAACGGGAGCUUGUACUGGUUCUUUUUGAUCCUGAUGCUGCACUUGACACUGGUCCUACUGCACGACGAUUCUCUAAAGAUGGUGCAAACAAUUCAACAAGAUUGGAGACUGACCUAACAUUUGUUCUUGAUCGGAUAUUUGAAGGGGUAUGCCGUCCUUUUAAAGUGAGAGUUGAGCAAGUUCUGCAAUCACAGCCGAGCCUUAUACUUUCAUAUAAACUCAGCAAUACCCUGGAAUUUUACAGCUACACCGUACAAGAUUUGCUUGGAAAAGAUACCGCUCUUUCUAAUACAUUGUUGAUUCUAAAAGAUGCUGCUCAGCAGACCUUCUUUGACAUCUUAAAAACUAGAGGAGAUAAGAUCCUAAAGUAUCCUUCAAUAAUAACAGUUGACCUAUCCCCACCACCAUUUGUAAGUGAAGGUGUUCUGGUUCUGCUAGAAAUAAUUGAUACAUACAACAGCAUGAUGGUUCCUGCAUCAGGGAAAAAGCCAGAUUUUGAACCAGUGAUAUCUGCAUUGUUGGAUCCCAUAGUCCAGAUGUGCCAAAAGGCUGCAGAUGCCCAAAAAUCAAAAGGGACAACUUUGUCAUCCAGACGGAACAAACUGGGCUCAGAUUCACGUCAUUUAAAUCGAUCCGCAUCUUCUUCAGUGGAUGCAAUUCUGAACAACAGUUUGGCUUCCUCUCUUCAGCAUGCUGAAACCCCUUCGACGAUUUUCCUCAUCAACUGUUUGUCAGCCAUUCAACAGCCAUUGUUGGGUCGUGAAGUUGCUGAGAAAUAUGUAAGCCGUCUUGCAUCUAUGAUUGGGGCCCAGCUAAACAUUCUUGUGGACAACGAAGUGGAUGCUAUUCUCAGGGCUUGUAGUCUGUCUGACAAGAUGUCCUAUAUUCAGCGAUUAAUCAAUGAAGAGCAAACCAGUGACAGUUCAUUGCCUCUAGCAACAAUGGAGGAAACAUCGCCUCCUGUAAUUUCAGAGAGUCUUAGAGUUUUCUUUGCCAUUAUCACUGGCAGUGAGGGCUCCCUUCCGGAAUUUGAGCAGAUGCAGGUUCCACAACUUAGGUCAAAGGCUAGCGUUGGUGUGGCAAAGGCCCUUGCAGAAGUGUAUGAACGUAUAUAUGGUGCUAUAGUUGAUCCACGGAACCAGUAUCCUGAACCUAAGUCAUUACUGAGGCAUCCACCAGGUCAGGUGCGGACCAUCUUAGGAAUAUGAGUGUCCUUCACAUGUUGAUGGCCCCCUGAAUCCAGCAUGUCUUGCUGAAAGGUGGUAUUGCAGACUUCCUUCCAAUCAGUUGUAAUUUUCUUCUGGAUUGCCUGAGAGUGAGACCCCACUGAGUAAAAUAGCAAUUCGGGUUGCACCAGUGUUUUUAUACCAAUUUCAAACUAUAAGGUCAAUUCGUCUUUCUUUGUUCUCUUUA
This is a messenger RNA of Nymphaea colorata (pocket water lily), 2640 nucleotides long. RefSeq names its product conserved oligomeric Golgi complex subunit 6. NCBI's taxonomy places the organism in Eukaryota, Viridiplantae, Streptophyta, Magnoliopsida, Nymphaeales, Nymphaeaceae. The coding region runs from base 351 to 2435 and encodes 694 amino acids. Gene Ontology annotation, cellular component: COG complex. The transcript is spliced from 11 exons. Gene Ontology annotation, biological process: intra-Golgi vesicle-mediated transport. The record is from RefSeq and is a predicted model, not a curated record.